Molecule: messenger RNA, 3273 nt
Organism: Mya arenaria
Lineage: Eukaryota; Metazoa; Mollusca; Bivalvia; Myida; Myidae
Product: transmembrane protein 47-like
Exons: 4
Coding region: 403-954 (183 amino acids)
Cellular component (GO): membrane
Source: RefSeq, a predicted model, not a curated record
AGGUAUAUUUGAACGGAGAAUAGCUUUUGUUCGGUUUGAAAUAUUAGUUCGUUAGUUAGUGUUAUAUAAAGAACCAUAUCUGUCUGAUGAAAUACAUAUUAGGACGAUCUUGAAAGUUAUGGGAUUGGAGUGUGUUGUUGAAUGGUUCUUCACCGGAAAAGGAUUCGAUUAGAGAUUUGAUCAGCUAUUUGUGAGCAUUAACAUCCGGGGAAUAGUGCUAGUGUGUGUGUAUAUAUAUACAAAAAUCAACCAGGAGUGUCAUUCGUAACCAAGGAGUCCUAUACAUAAACCUACGAUAAACAACGCGAGCAGCUAUACCAGUUGCAGAUUUUACAAAAAAACAAGAGCAACUACACAAAAACUACAACAGCCAGCACCAAAACAACAACAAAAUAAGACAUCAUGCAGACGAGCUGUUGUCAGAUCAUCGGAUUGAUCUUGCUGGUCAACACUAACCUCGCCCUGAUCAUCAGUUUUGCAACACCUUACUGGAUCGAGUACAACCCCCUGGCAUUUGUCCGCCAUAACAGGGGACUCUGGGGCCACUGUAGCCGCAAUGACUGCCAUUGGUCCUUCUUUGGGGAUGACAGAUAUGGCUUCGAUUACCCAGCAUGGUUCAAAGCGACGCAGGGCUUGAUGUCAGUGGCCCUGGCUCUUGGACUUAUUGCUCUCCUGGUGGCCACCCUUUCCCUGUGCUGUACGUGCCACAGCUGUAACCCUCACCAUCCAAUCUGUGGAUUCCUCAUCAUCGCAUCUGUGUCUAUAGCGGUAGCCAUCGUGGUUUUCGGGAUUAAGGCGAAGAAAGAAUGGGGCAUCGACUUCCAGAUGGAACUUAUGUCUAGCGGCCGCUUUGGGUGGUCAUUUUGGACGGCAGUAGGUGCCGCGGCCAGCGCCCUGCUGACUUCUACCAUCUACUGUUGUAUGGACAGAAAGAGACUUUAUAGAGCAGUUUAACGGAUGAAGGCGAAACGGUUCUAUCUGCAUUUUUAUUUUGCUCUUCUUCGCUAAUCAGGUUACCGUCUUGUCUAAGACUGAUGAGUUUGAAAUUGAAAACAAAUCGUGUAAAUAUUGUUAACACGCUGGUAUAACAUUUAGUAUAUAUUUUAUUUUAAAUCCAAAAAGUCAUUUACAUUACAACAAAUGUUAUAUAAUGUUAUGCUAUACACUAGAAGAAAAUACGAAAACGAUUUAUAUGCAUGUAGGGAAAAAACAUUUUUAUAAAUACAAAUUAAUCACCAGUGUACAGAUAGUUUCAACACAUUUCAGCUAGUUCUGGCUGUUAUUAUAAUUAUCUUGUGGUUAAUUUUGUUAUGAUAGAUUACGUCAUGUUUAUAAAUAACUACCAAUCAGAAUGCGCGAAAUGCUACUAGAGUCAUUAUAAUCAAGACUACUUAAAUGUAAUGUCACAUGGAACCUUUUCGCUUUCGCUCCCGAUUUUUGAAUUGUCUAGGUAGAUAGUAUGUAUAUUUUACAGUUUAUUAUUUUGAAAACUGUUUAUGUAUGUCUCAUAUUUACAGCUGUAUAUACAUGUGUGUGUGAAAAGUGUUUCAUUUCAUGUUCAUUUUAUAUAUCAUUAGCUGUGCAUACAAAGCUAAGAUAGAUAUUAUGUCAAUAAAGAAAUAGUUUUAUAUAUGGCUAUUUUACUAGUCUUCUACUAAGACGCAUUUAAUAUAUUGUGCUAUGUGUAUCUUUUCUGUAUUCAUAAUACUUUCAUCCACUGGUUUUGUUUUAUAUCUCAUCUUGUGCAAAACAAUCGUUGAAAUCCAAAUCAAAUAUUACGGUGCCACAAAUAUAAAGACGUGCAUAUUGAUGAAAAAAUCAAUAUUUUUUUCAAAUUUUUGGCAUCGUAAUUUUGCGAAUGUUUUUAUUUGAGAAUUUAAUAUGUUUCCCGUGUCAGUGGUUCCAUCUAAUGAACGACCAAGCGACACAAUAUCAAGUGAAUGUCAUGGAUCAAAUUAAAAGUUUUACUUGCAAAAUAAAAUAAUCAUUGAUAAAACUGACAAGUAAAGAUUUUAGUUAGGAAACAGAUUUGAAUCUAUUGUACGAAACGUGCUUCGAAUACAACCAAUCGUACCAGUUAUAUGUGUUAUCGAUUACGUACACAGGUUGUUAUAUAAUAGUAAAAAUGGUUCAUAGAAUGAUACCAGAUUGCGUUAGUUUGUUUGAGAAACUUUGAGAAGUCGAUGACUAUAUCUCAGGAUGUGCAUGCUCGUAUUGAUCCGUAUCACAUGUGUGUACAGUCUAAAUCCUUGAAAUACAGUUGAUAAGGAUAACACGUUAUGUGCGAAUGUGUAACCACCGCGUCCCCCACUUGGGUACUUUAUGUUUAUGCAUACCCUAACGGAAAAAAACUUCAUACAUAUACCAAGGUAAAAUUGAAUGACACAAUCUCUUUUUUAUGAAUAUUCAUGAGGCAUGGAGACAGACCUUCUUCCAAUGAAAUCGCAUGUUACAUUAAAUAUAAUUAAAUAGUCCUAUACUGUCAGUCGUCUCCAUAGGCGAGUAUUACGAAACUGUUCAAACCGAAGUAAUCUUAGUAAUCUGGCGGAUUUUAUUAAGUUCCAGCUUUCGGCAGAAUAUUGUUUGAGUGUCUGUGCAUAUGUUCGCUGGUUCAUUGCGGAUCAAAUCAAACUACUUCAUUUAUUGUUCAUGAUGGCGAGAUUGUCUUUGCCAAAUCGUCCACGGUACAGAUCGAAGCAUAGCGCAGUAGUGUAUAGGGGGUUUGCGACGAUCAACGGAGUCUGGCGUUGAAAAAAGUAUAAUAUAUUUAUUUGUUGGAACGUCUCCUUCAUCAGAUAAUGGAUUUUAUUUUUUAUUUUAUUGUUUAAACGCGGUUAUAGAAUAAAGAUUUCAAAUAUAUUUCUUUACAAAGCGUUUCAAACUGAAGACAAGGAUCCUAUAUCAAACCAUCUUGCGUUGUUAAGCGGGAGAAGUUUUUCGCAUGCGCAAUAGCUACGUGUGAUACGGAAUCAAAAAACGCAGUGUGUAUAAUAAAGAUUUCUUUUUCCGGUUUGAACAUUUUAUGAUUGAGUCAAGCAAUGUCUAAGACGGAAUUGUAACAGUAAGGAAAAAAAUACUUGAGUUAUUUUCUCUUGCAGAUGAUUAGCGAUUUCUUAGUUUACCAACAAAAACAUAUACAUUAUAUAGUAUAUCUGUAUAUUUUGUUUUUAAAAGAUAACGUGCCUUCAGUUGUUUACAUUUUCAAAUGUUUUUGUAUGUUUUUGUUUAGUUUUCUCAAUUAAUAGUCAUAAUAAAUGUGCAUAAUAAUGUCAA